This is a messenger RNA of Scaptodrosophila lebanonensis, 1548 nucleotides long. RefSeq names its product prolyl 4-hydroxylase subunit alpha-1-like. The transcript has 7 exons. Gene Ontology annotation, cellular component: endoplasmic reticulum. Gene Ontology annotation, biological process: peptidyl-proline hydroxylation to 4-hydroxy-L-proline. Lineage: Eukaryota; Metazoa; Arthropoda; Insecta; Diptera; Drosophilidae. Bases 1 to 1488 code for a protein of 495 amino acids. The record is from RefSeq and is a predicted model, not a curated record. Gene Ontology annotation, molecular function: L-ascorbic acid binding; iron ion binding; procollagen-proline 4-dioxygenase activity.
AUGAACUUAAAAGAAUUGAUUGCUUUCUUAGGCACAUUUACUGUGUGCUUUUUCUGCGUAAGCACGACUACUGCAAAGGUUCAAGAGAAAUCAUAUGCUAUAUCGAUAACAGCUCUUAGAAGCCUUCUAGAUGUUGAGGACAAGCUGAUCGAAAAUUUAGGCGACUAUGUGGCAAAGCUAAAGGAUGAUCACAAUGUGGUCCAACAAGCAAUAUCCUUUUUACGAGCUAAGCAUCAUUUAAUGAAUGAUGAUUAUGAGAAAUACCUCGGCAACCCACUCAAUGCGUUCGCACUCAUCCGACGCUUACAUACAGAUUGGAAUAAAUGGGCAUCCUUUAUAUAUAGGGAGGAAUCAGAUGCACAAAUCAAAAUUGCCGAGCACAUGCGAAACCAACUGCCCACCGCUAAAGAUCUGAGAGAUGCCUCCCUUGCGAUUACCACCCUGCAAACCUAUUAUAACCUGAAACCUUCAGACCUGUCCGCUGGCUUGAUAGCUGGCCAUUCAGACCCAAACAUCAGACUUGCGGCUAUGGAUUGUUUUGCACUCGGAAAAUUUGCAAAGGCUAACCGGAUGAGUGACAUCGCCGAAGAUUGGCUCAACACGGCACUAGCGGUAUACGAUAAUGCUCACCAAAAGCUGUACGAAAUGUUCGCGUUCAACUUAUCCAGCAUAAAAACAUAUUUGGGAGAAUUGCUGAUUCAGCGUAACAAAAUAGACGAUGGCCUAUUAAACUCCACCAGGGAUCCACUUAGUCUCGAAACCCCAUCACAAGAGCAGUACUACGGAAAAAUUGUGUCCAUCAAAAAAGCUUGCCGCGCCCCUUUUAUCCGUCCCAUCCAUCUUCACUGCCGCUACAACACCACGACAACUCCAUUUCUUCGGAUCGCGCCAUUAAAAAUGGAAGAGCUAAGUAGCGAUCCCUACAUAGUAAUGUUUCACGAUGUCGUCUACCAGAGCGAAAUUGUCCAGAUACUCAGUAAAGCAUCUGGUCUAUUGCCUUCAUUAGUGGGAGAUAACCAGAAUAGUCCUCAACGCUCAUCUCAAGAUUUAAGUUAUCCUUCUGAUGAAAUUAACGCAACCGUUCGUAUUCAUAAACGAUUAACCGACAUGUCUGGACUUAGCAUGAUAGGUAGCGAUGAUCUGUCAUUAGUUCACUAUGGUAUAGGUGGCCAUUAUCACUUGCACUGGGAUUUCCAGAAUGUAACCACAGAGUAUAUGAGUGAGAAUGGAGAUCGCAUAGCCACUGUACUAUUCUUCUUGGGAGAUGUAGACCAAGGAGGCGCUACUAUCUUUCCAAGACUUAAUCUAACUAUCACACCAGAGAAGGGCUCAGCAGUUUUGUGGUAUAACAUAAAAAAUGAUGGUGAAGUCGAUACUAGAAUGUUCCACGCUGCUUGUCCUGUAAUUGUUGGCUCUAAAUAUGUGCUUACAAAAUGGAUUACGGAACGCGCUCAAAUGUUCAAUUUGCCAUGCCACAGGAUUGUAUAGCUCGAAAUUUACCAUUUCACAAUGAUUAAAAGAUUGCAACAUACCUAUAUAAUGGGCCAC